UCAGCCGUGCGUAUCCGUUCGCACGUCGCUUCUCUCCGUAUUGGAAAAAAGCCCCGUGCGGAUAGCAGCGAUGUCAGUGCAGACUGUGGCAGCAAAAAUGGCCGAGGUCGAAUUAAAAGACGUGGCCGGUAAAGAUCCUUCCCCCGCGAUUUCCCCACUGACACCCAAGGUGGAGGAGAAGAAAAGCGAAAAUAACUCUUCCACGUCGGCGGCCGCGGCGGGGGAGCCUAGCCCAGUGGUCGCCUCACCGAAGAUGCCGCAGGUGUCCGCUAUGAAGCGACCGGACCCGCAGCAAAACGGCGGUGAGGCGUUCGUCAACUGCGACGGCACAGUGGCCGAGGCACCGCGAAUGAAAAAGAUCCAGUUUGCAGAUCAGAAGCAGGAGUUCAACAAACGUCCUACUAAGAUCAGCCGCAGAUCUCUGUCUCGCUCCAUCUCUCAGUCCUCUACAGACAGUUACAGCUCAGCUGCCUCAUACACUGACAGCUCGGAUGAUGAAACGUCUCCACGUGAAAAGCAGCAGAAGAACUCCAAGGGCAGUGGCGACUUCUGCAUCAAGAACAUCAAACAGGCCGAUUUCGGACGCAGAGAGAUCGAGAUCGCCGAACAGGAGAUGCCUGCCCUCAUGGCGCUGAGGAAGAGAGCUCAGGGAGAAAAGCCAUUGGCUGGAGCCAAAAUUGUGGGUUGCACUCACAUCACUGCUCAGACCGCUGUGCUGAUGGAGACCUUGUCUGCUCUGGGCGCUCAGUGCAGGUGGGCCGCAUGCAACAUCUACUCCACCCAAAAUGAAGUUGCAGCCGCCCUGGCUGAGGGAGGUUUCUCAGUGUUUGCCUGGAAGGGCGAGUCGGAGGAUGAUUUCUGGUGGUGUAUCGAUCGCUGUGUUAACGUGGAAGGCUGGCAGCCCAACAUGAUUUUAGAUGAUGGAGGGGAUUUGACCCACUGGAUUUAUAAGAAAUAUCCCAACAUGUUCAAGAAGAUCAAGGGUAUCGUGGAGGAGAGCGUGACUGGAGUUCACAGGUUAUACCAACUCUCAAAGGCUGGCAAACUGUGCGUUCCCGCAAUGAACGUUAAUGACUCUGUGACAAAGCAGAAAUUUGACAACCUGUACUGCUGCCGGGAGUCCAUCUUGGAUGGUUUAAAGAGGACCACAGAUGUGAUGUUUGGUGGGAAGCAGGUGGUCGUGUGUGGAUAUGGAGAGGUUGGAAAAGGCUGCUCUGCUGCUCUUAAAGCGAUGGGCUCCAUUGUUUAUGUCACCGAGAUUGACCCCAUCUGUGCUCUUCAGGCCUGCAUGGACGGCUUCAGGCUGGUCAAACUCAAUGAGGUCAUCCGACAGGUCGAUAUCAUCAUUACCUGCACAGGUAACAAAAACGUGGUGGUUCGAGAGUACAUGGACCGUAUGAAGAACGGUUGUAUUGUGUGCAACAUGGGCCACUCCAACACCGAGAUUGAUGUGGCCAGUCUGAGGACCCCUGAGCUGACCUGGGAACGGGUGAGGUCACAGGUGGAUCAUGUGAUCUGGCCGGACGGAAAGCGAAUAGUAUUACUGGCAGAGGGUCGUCUUCUAAAUCUGAGCUGCUCCACCGUUCCUACCUUUGUUCUCUCCAUCACUGCAACUACCCAGGCUCUGGCUCUGAUAGAGUUGUAUAACGCUCCUGAAGCCCGCUACAAACAGGACGUUUACCUGCUGCCCAAGAAAAUGGAUGAAUAUGUGGCCAGCCUUCAUCUCCCCACAUUCGAUGCACACUUGACUGAACUGAGCGAUGAACAGGCCAAAUAUCUCGGCUUGAACAAAAAUGGACCCUUCAAGCCAAACUACUACAGGUACUAAACGAAAUCACAGAUGGGAAACGAAGACUGCACGAAAAAAAAUACCAAGACUCCAUAAUCCAUACAGACGAAGGCGAGACAGCUGUAUUACAGUCUGCCUGUGAAAGGGAAAUCUCCAAGCUGAUUGGUUAAAGGGGAGAAGGGCGUGGCUAAUAAGUGCUACGGCAGUGUUUAUUUAUUUUACGCUAGAAUAACAUAGCUAACCUUUUAAUGAGCUGCUACUGCCAGUGGUGCAACCUAGUCACAUUUCCGUGGAGAUUUCACCGUUUCAUCUUUUCUUAGCUUCAUGUGUCAGUUGUACGUAAUCCAUUUAGAAAUCUUUUAUUGUUUAACUCUUAUUAAGCUGUGGCAAAAAAGUAAACUUAAGAAAUUGUGCGAUCAUACCUGAUCAUUUAGUCACGGACAUGUCACGUGUCCUGUGUUUUUUCUAUGUAUGAUUUUCUUCUUUUGUAUGAAAUGAGGGCGAGAGAAUGGGCGUAGCCAUUUUUCUUUUAGUUGAUCACACUAUUCAAAUCAUUUUGUUGAAAAUGUUUAUUUUUUAAACCUGCAUUCAUUUUUACACAUUUUAACGCUCUCGAUUCUAAAUAAAAGCUGUUGAAAUGUUACUGGAUUGUGAACGAUUCGGGGGCGGGGCUUAUCCCCAGCGUUCCCUCGGACUGGAAGAUAACCACCUCAUUGGCAUCGGCAUCUAACAUAUUUUUCCACGCUCUUGUUUUCAUGUGCAAAAACAAAUCCAGUAUUUACGUUUGAGAGAAAACUGCUCAAACUAUGCGCUUUUCCAAGAAUUGACUGUCUCGAUCUGUCCACAUUACUGCUGAAAGUCAUCAGGCUGUAAUCACAGGGGUGUAUAUUAAGAUAUUUGUACAAAAUGAUUUUUUUAUCUUCUGUCGUUCACGUUUGUUCUUAUGAGCUCAUCGUCUAUCAUUAUAAGAGAUAAGCAAUUACAUGUUCUAUUCUACUGUAGUGUAAAAUUAAAUUGAAUGAAUCCCUUGUUUUAUAUACUGUGAAGUAGAGCUUAUGUCAAUGAAAUACCAAAUGUACAGUUAAUCCGGUACUAAGUUCCUUUCCAGGUUAUUAAAUGAGGCCAAGAACAACUUCUGUACUCAUUUCAGAGGUUAGAAGGAAAGAUCUUGAAGUAAGCGCUUUGGUUUUGCUGCCUUUGUGACUGGGAUAUUCAAAUCUAAUAAAAUUGGGACCUUUAUUUUACUAUAUUUUUAAAGAUCUUUAUGACAGAUAUUUAUCUCUUUUGCUGUGUUUGUCAUAAAGAGAAUCGAAUUCAUCAGUUUUCUGUUAAAUGUGGCAUCACUUUCCUUUCCGGUCUGUUUCUCACCUAGAUCUCACUCUGUGUCACGGUUCACCAGAGCCAAAUACUGGGUAGAUUUUCCACCUGCAUCUCUAUUUUGGGAACGCACAAUUAACUAUUUACCUGCGGAUUGCUUAUUUCCACUUUGCAGAACCCUAAAGGCAUAUAACAGUGUAAGAUCUUGUCAUAAGACUGCCUGAUCUUCAGAAAAUUCAUCUUUGCUUUUUCAAACACAAAUCGAAUUAAAUGCAUUGUCCUAUUACAUUGUUAGUCUGUGAUGCUCUUAUUUUGUUAUGUGUCCAGUCGACUAUUAGUAUUAAAAAUAUGAGCCCCACGAAAGCCCUAUUGUCACUUUCUCAGUCUGUCUUUAUCUGCUUACCACGCAGUCCUUGGUCUGAAGCACAUCUGUCGUGUACGUCUUGUUAAAGUGUUAAACCCAUUGUCUUAAUUUUUUUUAAAUACUUGUCUGCAGGGUUAUAUGUGUGUGUGUGUGUGUUAGAGUUUUUAAAGAGGCUCACAUGGUCAAAGAAUGAUAUCUCCAGAGGCCAGGGCUUCGUCUCUGUGUCACGACUCAUCAGUCUGUGCAUCUCUGCAAGUUUUGUCACUACCAGCACCUCUUCUAGAGAAUGAGCGUUGACCUAGGAAUCAAAACAACUGUAUUUAUUGUAAGUCUUCACUACGAAUACAAAAGUCUCUUGAGUUGUCAAAUAUGUUUAAAUAUUGCAAGUGAUGGUAGAUGAGCAAUAAUCUGUAAUCUUGAAGUACAAAUAAAAACAAGAAAAGUGAA
Molecule: messenger RNA, 3917 nt
Organism: Triplophysa dalaica
Lineage: Eukaryota; Metazoa; Chordata; Actinopteri; Cypriniformes; Nemacheilidae
Gene: ahcyl2b
Product: adenosylhomocysteinase like 2b
Exons: 17
Coding region: 71-1828 (585 amino acids)
Biological process (GO): L-methionine cycle
Cellular component (GO): cytosol
Source: RefSeq, a predicted model, not a curated record